Peronospora farinosa is the source of this 1236-nucleotide messenger RNA. NCBI's taxonomy places the organism in Eukaryota, Oomycota, Peronosporomycetes, Peronosporales, Peronosporaceae. The record is from the annotation of a GenBank genome assembly.
AUGCUGCCACUACUUACUAAUAUACUUCCUGCACUUAAUAACGCCAUCCUGAUUUCGAGUGCUACCUUAGAAGGCGCUACGUUUAAGUGCUCGACGGGAAACCUUUUCGGGACCAAGUUUCGAGGACUCAACUUGGCAAUUUGUGCGUCGGGUUCUUUAGGUAUUCACAUUUACGGCAGCGAUAUGGAAAUUGAGAUCAAGUAUUUGAAAAAACCUGUAACGGUUUCAGCGCCAAAUCUGGAUGCUAGCGCGACGAGCAAGUGCAAGGCCGUCAUGAAGGCUACUGUAGUGACUGCUGCUACGACCGUUUUGCUUACUGGCGAGGCAAAUUCUGACAGUUCGAGAAGUUUCGACUAUGGCCCGAAUAUCACUUUGAGUACGACUUCGUGCUCGUGCAUGUCGACGCCGCGUCCGUGUCUUUUUAUCCACGGCUUGGGAAUCAACUACACGAAAGCAAACCUCCACGACUCGUUCUCAUCUUACUGGGGAGAUGUGUCAGACCAUGCACCAUGUUGCACGGAAUUCAAGUACAUGAUCUGGAAUUCCGUGGAGACUGGCUGGAACAACGAAAAACAACAGCAAAUUAUGUGCGACCUUGCCACCUCUUUGACUGAAUCCAGCUCACGAACCGAUAUUGCGGACACGAUUAUCGUCACGCAUUCUAUGGGCGGACUCCUUUUGGCAGGUGCACUUGCUAAUGGAAAGUGUACCAUUGCAGAGAGCAGCUCGUGGGUUGCUACGAGUCCUCCAAUGUUAGGAAGCAUGGGUUCUGACUAUGCUAUACAAUCUUGUACUGGUGAGCACACUGUUAUUAUGGAGGAAGUUGGCAAUAUGACGGGCGAAUGUCCCAUACGGAAUGGUACGUAUUCACUUACGUAUGAAGGCGGAGAGAUGAGUUCGACAAAGUUGAACGAGGAUUUCAAAGCAGCACAGAAAGUUUAUCGGUCUCGAGUGUAUGCAGCAAUGUGCAGCAACUGGUACGUUGGGCUGUUUUCAGCGCUUCAAGUCAGGUAUAUGCUGCUAGGUGUUACAGUUCAUCAUAAGUCGAGGCAAAACGAUGGCUUGGUCGAGUUUCAGAGCUGUGCAGGUGGCCUGCCACUUGAUCAGUUUAGCAAUCACUACAGUAGCCGAUUCUACGUGACACAUCUCAACCAUGCCGACACCACGUUUUAUAAUGGUGACGGGCUUUUCAAUUCCGCAAAAAUGCCUGUGAAAUGGUUCGAGUGCGUGUUGUAG